Molecule: messenger RNA, 894 nt
Organism: Aspergillus puulaauensis
Lineage: Eukaryota; Fungi; Ascomycota; Eurotiomycetes; Eurotiales; Aspergillaceae
Exons: 5
Coding region: 1-894 (297 amino acids)
Source: RefSeq, a predicted model, not a curated record
AUGGCGCUUCUUUCCCCGGACUUUGUUCUCCCAGAGGUCACGGAGGCUGACAUGGCAGUUGCUUCAAUUGCAUGGGGGUUCACCAUUGGCUUUGGGUGGCUAACUAGCUGGACAGCGGUGAAGCAGACGGUGAACAUCUACAAGAGGAACGGCCGCCGCGCUUUCCGAAAUGCCUAUGUAUGGAUGAUAUGGCUGGAGAUUAUAGUUUGCUUGAUAUUUAGCAUAAUCUGCUGGCUAUAUGUGAGGGGUGUGAUUCCACCAAGCUUUGCUUUCUAUUUCGGCAUUGUUACACUAUGGGCCCUGCAGGUCCAAUUCCUCCUGCAGAUCAUCAUUAAUCGGUGUGCAUUACUCCUUCUGGACCAAAAGAAGGCCACAUAUCUCAAGGCCGCCGUCGCCACCCUCAUCACCGCGGUCAACAUUUCGGUCUAUAUCAUCUGGGUUCCUGCUCGUCUGCAGAUCUCAGAGAACUAUAUCUGGAUCAACGAGCGCUGGGACCGUUGCGAGAAGGUGAUCUACCUCCUUGUCGACGGGGCGCUCAACUUCUAUUUCAUUCAUAUCGUUCGAUCGAACCUCGUAUCGGCCGGUCUGCUGAAGUACAAGACCCUGAUCUAUUUCAAUAUGAGUAUUAUCGGGAUAUCCCUCGGCAUGGACGUCCUCAUCAUAUCCAUGAUGAGUUUGCAAAAUACAUUCGUGUAUAUGCAAUUCCAUCCUCUGGCGUAUAUGGUCAAACUCAACAUCGAGCUAUCAAUGGCGGAUCUGAUUGGGAGGGUUGCUGGAGAUCGUUCCUGUGGCACCAUCUAUCAAGACGCACCGGACAGCCUGGAGCAGCCUGGGGUGGACAAUAUGCAAGUGGUUGAUUUAGGCUCCGUCUACAGGAGCACACCACUCAUUUAA